AUGUCGAAGGGAGUUAUGUAUCGAAAAUCAACUUUGAAAAAGUCAUAUGAUCGUAAUUCAAUACAUGUUGAUCGAAUAAGUGAUGAUGAACUGAAUCGACGACGAUUAUGUUAUCAAUUGAUUGACAAAGAGAAGCAACGAAACUUCGCAAUGAAUGAUUGUGAAAAGAGUAGGAGUCAACUAGAAAUGUUACGGGACAUACUUUUAAAAAAUCAAAAUAUUAAUGAUUUAAUACAGAAAUCCAAUGGUUCAGAUAGAAUAAUAUCGAAAAAUCAUCUUAAAAACGAUGGAAAGAUUUCUUCCGCCCAAAAGAUAAGACCUGCAUCAGCGAAAAACUACACGUUCAUCAACUACGAUCAAACGGAAGAAAACCUAUCAACGAACUCUACGGAAGAAGAACCAGUAGGGCAUCAAUCUUUUCGCCAUGCUCGCUCACAUGAAAGAAACGAUCAAAAACAUUCGAUAAUACGUUCACAUAGUCAUUAUUCAGAUACGAAUGACGUUCGAGCGAUGUCUAAGGUUUCAUUCAAUGCUCAUACGGAGAAAUCCAAUGAUCACGAAUCGAACAUGAAUACAUCAUCAAUUCAAUUAAGAAAAUUACUGGAUCGUCUGACGACCGAAUUGAGCGAUUUAGAAUCGAUGACAGGUUAUAAACCAACUCGCAACGAUCUAUCAUCGAAUACAUGUAGUCUUGCACUAGCUACCGCACUUCUCACACUUACGGGCCAUGUUAAACAAUGUACUCCGACUUCGAAAGGCAAACAAGAACUCAAUACACUCAAAGAUCAACUUUCGCUUGUUAUUAAAACACAACUAGAUUUUCAACAAAAGAUCGAGAAUCAAAUGACAACAUUACAAACCAUGAUGCAAACAAUUUGCCAACUAGUUAAUCACGAAAUUAUAUCCAAUAGAAAACCUUGCGGAUUUCAUCAUGAUCGCAAUCAGUUCGAUGGUCAAUCGUGUCAGAAUUGGACGAACAACGUACAAAAAUCGUACAUCGCACCCAAAGAACCAAACAAUGGAAUAGAAGAUCUACUUGCUCUGGCUCAACAAAUGACUAAUGAUACUAAUCUUCAUUCAGUUCAUAAUGAAAUGAAUGCGCCGAAACAACGUUCGACUGCCAUCACUCCAGUCGAACCUCCAACAUCGUAUAAUGUUUUCGCAUCAGGUCUUCUUUCUCAGGAUUCAUCGAUAAACGCACUUCGUAACGAACCGGAUAGCUCGAACACAGUUCCACCGCAUUCGAAGAAUGAAGCAUUACUGGCCAAGAUUCUUCAUGAACGUCUUCGCUUAGCUCAACAAAUGACCGAACUGAAUAAGCAGCACAAUACAACACAAGAAGAGUUAGCUGAACUCGAAGCGAAAACAAGACAACCAUGUACAAACGAAACUAAUGCAUAA
Messenger RNA from Adineta ricciae, 1401 nucleotides. The record is from the annotation of a GenBank genome assembly. NCBI's taxonomy places the organism in Eukaryota, Metazoa, Rotifera, Eurotatoria, Adinetida, Adinetidae.